AUGACACUCCAACUCAUUCCUAAUGGUGAUCUCGUUUUUAAAGGCCCAUUUAAUACUGUAUCAAUGACAUCACUUAAAUUGCAAAAUAGUGGCAAUGAACGACUUGCUUACAAAAUAAAAACAACAGCACCAAAACGAUAUUGUGUGAAACCAAACAGUGGUUUCCUUGAGUCGCAUGGUUCAGCAAGUAUUCAAGUUAUGUUACAACCACAAGCAGCAGGUCAAGAUGAUGAUCGUACGAAACAUAAAUUUAUGGUGCAAUGGGCUGAUGUACCAAGUACUUAUUCGGAAGACGUCGAAAACUUUUGGAAACAAGACUUGUCAAAAUGUAAUGUACACGAUUCUAAAUUGAAAUGUAUCUUUGCAGAAGAGCCAGCAGCUGCUGUUGUACCAAACGAUUCAUUUGGAUCGAAGGAUUCCGAUACAAUAUCUACACGUACUACUCAAUCAACAAAUGCUAGCGAACCUCGUAACCAACAACAAACUAAUAAAACUGAACUAAUAACAUCUACUAAUUUGAAUCAACGAUCAAUGAUGAAUGCUUCACGAAAUACAAAUCCGAUUCAAACUCAAACUCAAGAUUGUCAGCAGGAUCUUGGCGACGAUUCAAAUAAAGCACGCCUCAAACAAGAAGUUGAUCGUUUGAAAGACGAAAAUGAAAGCUUAAAAGAACAACUUAAAAAACAAGAACUACGCCAGAGAGCUCCAGGUAGUGAUCGUGUCGAUAAUCCAGUCGUCGAUCGAUUUAAAACCCGUCAACAACAAAAAGGUCCCGUUCUUUUUGGUGUUGCUGUUACUGAACAACUUGUUCUUGUGGCUUUUGUUAUUGCAUUACUAUUUGGAUUUUCACUCGGUUAUUUUCUUUUUUCCUGUGGCAACUAG
Rotaria socialis is the source of this 882-nucleotide messenger RNA. The record is from the annotation of a GenBank genome assembly. Lineage: Eukaryota; Metazoa; Rotifera; Eurotatoria; Philodinida; Philodinidae.